AAGAAGGAAGAAUGGGAAUGGAUAGGGAGUGAACAGGAGGCACUGUAGUUUGUGAAUUAUUAUUGAAAUGAAGUCAACCAACUACUUUGACCUGUUCAUAGAAUGCCUGCUCAGGCAAGCUGGCCAAAACUCACAAAACAGUACAAGACUUAACAUUAAUUCCAAGACUACCAAAUAGCCAAAUGAAACAAUAGAACACAUAUGGGUGGAAGAAACAAGGAAAAAAAACACACAAAGAAAAAGAUAAAACAAAAGUGUGGGGAGUACUGAUCAAGCAGAAGGAGGGGGAAAUGCAAUCACCUUGCAUUAGAGAGGCCUCAAAAGCCUGCUGUCAUGGUUGCUGUCCAGCUCCUUUUAUGGGCUUGCCUGAUCAGCUGCAAAAACCCCCUCCCAAUUCCAAAACUGGUGUCACCGCCACCACUCGCCAGUAUGAUUUUGAUGCUGCCACAGUUUCCUCCCUCCACCCACACUCUCAAUUCACUAACCAUGAGUCCCUGCCUUCAUUGGGUGAAUUGUUUUUUAACUUCAACAAAUCAUACCCACAAUACUCACAGACCAUUCUGGCCGAUCAAAUCCGAGCCCAAGAGUACUACCAUCUCUCCCAAUCAAACCAUGUCUGUCUUGAUUAUGUUGGGAAUGGCCUCUUCUCCUAUUCCCAGCAACAGUUUCAUCCAAGUUCCUCUUCAUCAUCACUGUCUUCAAAUGUUCCCUUCUUCGAUAUUCUUUACAAAUCAGUCAGUCUAAAUUCUCAAAUACUAUAUGGAGGUGAAGAGUCAGAAUUCGAAUCCAAAAUCCGAAAAAGAAUCAUGGAAUUCAUGAAUAUCUCAGAAGACGAUUACUCCAUGGUUUUCACUGCCAACAAGUCCUCAGCUUUUAAGCUUCUAGCAGACUCAUAUCCAUUCCAUUCUAAUCGGAAUCUUGUCACCAUCUACGAUUAUGAGAGUGAGGCAGUGGAAGCGAUGAUCAAAAGUGCCAUGAAUAGGGGCACAUGUGUCAUGUCAGCUGAGUUCUCAUGGCCCAGUUUGAGGAUUCAUACCAGAAAAUUAAGGAAGAUGGUAGUGAGUAAGAGGAAGAAAAAGAAGAGGGGACUGUUUGUUUUCCCUCCUCAGUCUAGCAUGACUGGAGCGCGGUAUCCUUUCCAAUGGAUGAGCAUGGCACAAGAAAAUGGGUGGCAUGUCUUGCUUGAUGCAACUGCAUUGGGAGCUAAGGACAUGGAGACCUUAGGCCUUUCCCUCUUUCAGCCAGACUUUCUCAUCUGUUCAUUUUUUAAAAUUUUCGGAGAAAACCCAUCUGGCUUAGCAUGUCUGUUCAUCAAGAAGUCAAGCGCUUCAGUCUUCACCACAUCCAACAUUGCUACAAGCAGAGGGAUUGUGAGCCUUGUACCGGGACAAUCACCAACAAUUGAGUUACCAAAAGAGGACUUACCUGGGCCAAGUUCAUCCUCCACAUCAAUAAAUCUUCACCAGAGUGAAGAUGACAUUUCUGAAAUUCAAGAAAUUCAAGAAAGUGAAGAACUCAGCAGAAAACACAAGAAACUAUCAGUCUCUGAAAUUUUUAAGGUAGAUAAUAGGCCCCUAAACUCUGCCCAAUCUAGAAGCAGUGAAAUGGGUAGUGGGAGUUCAGAGUUGGAAUGCAGGGGCUUGGACCAUGCAGAUUCAUUAGGCCUGAUACUGAUCAGUAGCAGAGCAAGGUACCUAGUCAACUGGCUGGUAAAUGCAUUGAUGAGCCUUCAACAUCCACAUUCAGAAAAUGGACUCCCCUUGCUAAGAAUCUAUGGACCUAAGGUACGGAUAAAGAGAGGACCAGCUGUGGCAUUCAAUGUGUUUGAUUGGAAAGGAGAGAAGCUUGAUCCAAAACUUGUACAGAAGUUGGCUGAUCGAAACAAUAUCUCUCUUAGUUGUGGAUUCUUGCACCGUCUUUGGUUCUCAGACAAAUAUGAAGAAGAGAGGGAGAAACAAUUAGAGAAAAGAAAAGAUGAACAAGAAACAACGGUUGGAAAUAAGAGAAAACACAGUUUUCAUACCGGGAUAUAUGUGCUCACGGCUUCAAUUGGGUUUCUAACAAACUUUGAAGACAUGUAUCGGCUUUGGGCAUUUGUUUCGCGGUUCCUAGAUGCAGAUUUUGUGGAAAAAGAACGGUGGCGAUACAUGGCUCUUAAUCAAACAACUAUCGAAGUUUAGGCUACAAUUCAAUUCUUUCAUUCUUUCCACAUUAUGAGGAGUAUUGAUUUAUUAUAUAUUGUAGGUUUUAGUAUUACCUUGCAGAUAAUUAUUUUAAUAUUUGGAUGAUGGAUAUUUGGUUCUUUUAAUUCAAA
Camellia sinensis is the source of this 2314-nucleotide messenger RNA. RefSeq lists its product as uncharacterized. Lineage: Eukaryota; Viridiplantae; Streptophyta; Magnoliopsida; Ericales; Theaceae. The record is from RefSeq and is a predicted model, not a curated record.